This is a messenger RNA of Populus nigra (black poplar), 1438 nucleotides long. RefSeq lists its product as uncharacterized. Bases 136 to 1155 code for a protein of 339 amino acids. Lineage: Eukaryota; Viridiplantae; Streptophyta; Magnoliopsida; Malpighiales; Salicaceae. The transcript has a single exon. The record is from RefSeq and is a predicted model, not a curated record.
UAACCCAUCUCAUCGUAAAGAAGAAAGGGGGGGCGAGAGAGAGAGGGAGGGAGACUUGCUAUAGAAAUAAAUAGAGAGGAGGAAACAUCAAUCUUGCCUUGCACAUCUCUAGCCUGUUGGUGAGUCACUCAUUUCAUGCCCAUUUCCCUCCCAUCAAUGGAUCAAGAUGAUAUUCCAAUGGAAGAAACAGGCAGCAAGAUUUUGCGAAAAUCAAUCUUUACUUUCCUUCAAAACUAUCAAUACUUCACCUCUACCGCAGCCCUUCUCGCCUUCCCUUUCUCGGCCUCAAUCCUCCUCGCACACCUGCUUCUUGACUCUUCCUCAUCUCUCCUUCCAGUCAUUUACCACAGGUUGACCAGUCUGUUCCAGGCGGCAGGAUUCCCUCCCUCCUCGGAGUUGCUCAACCUUGUCAAUCUCAAGCUCUCUCAAACAAUCUCCCUUUCAAUUCUUACGCUUCCCUUUGCCCUUACUUUCUUGCUCAUCAUGAAAGCAUCUGUUAUUCAAGCUCUCAACAAUAAUCACAAAAAGCCACCUUCUUUCUAUUGUGUUUUUUCCAUUUUCAAUCCUCUCCUCCUCACCUACAUAUGCAAUUCAUUAUUGAUCCUCUCAGCGAAUGCCACAGCUUUUUCUCUCUUAUUCUUUACUUCUAAUCUUUUCCUUGAGAAUAUUGGAUUUGGCUUUCAUCUCUUCCUCUCAGCUGCUGGAGCUGUUGUUUACUCCAUCAUCCUCUCCCAUACAAUCAUUAUAUGCAACUUAGCGUUGGUCUUAUCGGGCGUGGAAAGAAUCGGAGGAUACCUGGCCAUUCUAAAAGCCUGCGUUAUGAUCAGGGGAAGGGCUUCAACGGCGUUAUCACUUGCUCUUGCUGUCAAUAUAGCCCUGGCAGGGGUUGAAGCAUUGUUCCGAUACCGGAUUGUGAGAACUUAUCGUCAUAUCCGUGAAGCACCAAGCUCUUUGUCGAUAAUUUCAGAGGGGACGCUUAUCAUCUACUUGUAUUCAAUUCUUGUUGUUCUUGAAACCAUUGUCAGUUGCAUCUUCUUCAAAAGCUGCAAGGCAACCUACUCUUGCAUUGAUCAACAAGGUAAAUACGCUUACAGGAUCAAUGAAAUUGAAGAGGAAUUAGAAAAUGGUGGUUAUAUUAUUAGCUUAAAGGUGUAGCAAGAACUUUUCUCCGAUUGUCACAAGGGUAAUCUACACACAAGAAAGAUUCACAAGGAUCGUUUCAGAGAAACCAUACUACUUCACUUGAAGCCGACAAGUACUGUAACACACGUUCAAGCUGUUACAUUCUUUCUUCAAUUCUUUCUUCUUUUUCUCGUUUCCAUUUUCUGGUUUAAUUAUUUACUUGUACAUUGGAAUUUCUGAAAAAGAGAACAACGGACAAAAAUGGCGUUGUAGAUGUAUCAAUCACUGGUCAUCAAGAAAAUUGAAAUUUCAGCUA